Messenger RNA from Andrographis paniculata, 2662 nucleotides. Its product is annotated as cation/H(+) antiporter 4-like. NCBI's taxonomy places the organism in Eukaryota, Viridiplantae, Streptophyta, Magnoliopsida, Lamiales, Acanthaceae. The transcript has 3 exons. Bases 236 to 2587 code for a protein of 783 amino acids. Gene Ontology annotation, biological process: proton transmembrane transport; regulation of pH. Gene Ontology annotation, cellular component: endomembrane system; membrane. Gene Ontology annotation, molecular function: antiporter activity. The record is from RefSeq and is a predicted model, not a curated record.
UAUGUACAUAAAUGUCAAUAUAGAUAUCACAAAAUAUAAAUAUGAUAAAACCAAGUCCCAAAAAAACAGCUUUUGGCAUCGCAAAUGGCUGCCCACAUUUGUCGGCGGGAAUCCCAUCGCUCCAUCCGUUGCCGGAGAAUCAACUUUCACCCUACAUUACAGAUGAGGACACCGAUCCUCAAACUUUUCCCCUUCUCCAUCCGUUCAUCGGGGAGGAUUCCAAUUCGUCGAUUCCAUGGACGACAGCUCGGAAUCUUACAGAAAUAUACGCCGGGAGAUCCCCGGGAAUGUCACCAACGAUUUCUGCUACGUCGACAUCGCACUGCACUCCACCGGAAUUUGGGGACAGACCGGCGCCAGAAACAUCCUCCACUUCGCCUUGCCGCGCCUGCAGCUUCAAAUCGCCAUCAUUUUCAUUCUCACCCAAUCGAUUCAUUUUAUGCUCCGCCGCUUUCACUUGCCCCGCCUUGUUUCCGAGAUCCUGGCUGGAAUAAUCCUCGGACCGACUAUCCUAGGACAGAUCGACGGUAUUCAAGAUGCAUUGUUUCCUAAAGAAGGGGAUGUCUACUUAGACUUGCUGUCGAAAAUCGGGUACAUCUUCUUCAUAUUUCUUUGUGGCGUCAAGAUGGAUCCGAGAACAGUUCUGCGAACCGGCGUCAAGGCCUGGACGAUAGGCGUUCUUGGGGUAACGCUUCCAAUCACCGGCGGCAUGAUUAUGAGUGUUGUGAAUCAGAAACACAUUCACAGGUACCGGUGGCCGGCGUUUAAAAGUAUUGUCGGGAUUGAGAAUUUGUUCCCGUUUCCCGUGAUCGCUUCCAUGCUCGUCGACUUGAAAAUUAUGAACUCGGAGCUGGGAAGGCUGGCGCUGGCGUGCGCCCUGAUCAGCGACUUCGUCAGCAACCUUACCUUCAGCGUCAUUACGUUAGGGAGAGUCGGGCAGAUGGGAUUCGCGAGCGUUAUCAUGAUUCACUCGACAUUCUUAACGAUCUGUCUAAUCUUGUUUAUCCUUUUCGUGGGGCGGCCGAUUUGCUUGUGGAUCGUUCAGAAGACCCCCGAAGGAAAGCCCGUCAGCAGAAUACACGUCAUUCUUGUCGCUACUUUGGUCCUAGUCGUCGUCUUGUUUACGGACAAUGUGGGACUUAAUUAUCAGUACGGUCCGUUUCUAUUCGGCUUAGCUGUUCCGGAUGGGCCGCCUUUGGGGUCGACUCUUGUCGACAGGCUGGAGACUCUCGUGUCGGGACUGCUGGCACCGCUCUUGGUAACCUACUGCGGGAUGAACGUGAAUUUAAUCGAGCUUUAUGAUCUUAGAUUUAUCGGCGUUGUGUGGCUCGUCAUUUCCCUUUGCUUGUUGAUGAAAUUGGCGGCAUUUUUUGUGCCGGCGUUGUUCUGUGGCGUGCCCGUGAAAGAUGCUGGAGCGCUCGCGUUCAUCAUGACCGCUCAAGGCGUCGUUCAGAUGUCGUUUUAUUACUACAACGCCGUAAAUCAGACGUUCGACACCGAAACUUUCUCGAUGCUGACGAUGUCCGUCCUGACCCAAGCCGCCGCGUCGAAUCUCAUCGUGAAGCGUCUCUACGACAGCUCGAGAAUGUACACCGGCUACCAGAAGCGCGACAUUCAGCACACCUCCCUCAACUCGGAGCUGCGCGUGCUCGUCUCCUCCCAUCGCGUCGACGACGUUCUCGCCGCGAAGAAGCUUCUAGAAGUUUCCUUCCCGAGUAAAGAAAGCCCCCUCGCCGUCUAUGCCAUCCAUCUCGUCGAGCUCGCUGGCCGCGCUCACCCCCAGUUGAUCGACCACCAGCUCGGCCAGAAAUCGUCCGGCGGGACACGGACCCAGAAAAUGAUCGAGAUCUUCGCCGCGUUCGAGCAGCAGUUCGCGGGGUUCGUCGCCGUCCAGCAGUUCACGGCGAUGUCUCUGACAAAGUUCAUGCACCAUGACAUCUGCACGCUCGCGUUCAACAAGCUCGCAUCGCUGAUAAUCCUCCCGUUCCACCGGAAAUGGAACCACCAGGGGAAGAUGAUCCUCGACUGCAGCAGCCUCCGCGCGAUCAACUGUGACGCCCUGGAGAUGGCUCCAUGCUCCGUUGCCAUCCUCGUCGACCGCCACAAGGUGCGUCGCAACCCGUCCCCGACGUACAAUGUCGGGGUCGCAUUCUUCGGCGGGAACGACGACCGCGAGGCGCUGGCCUACGCAAAGCGGAUGGCACAGUCGCCGGACGUGCAUCUGACCGUUGUCCGGUUCGUGCCUUGGGAUAUCUACGCUGGGGACAACCAGUGGGACGCAGUACUCGACGCCGAGAUACUUAAGGACAUGCGGAUGCAGGGGGCGCAUCAGGACAACAUGGUGUACAAGGAGGAGCGGGUUAAGGACGGGGCCGAGACUGCGCUGUUGAUACACGCCAUGGAGGAGGCGUUCGACCUCAUAAUGGUCGGGCGGCGGCACCGGGAGGAUACGCCGCAGCUGUUGGGGCUGAGCGAGUGGAACGACCUGCGGGAGAUGGGUCCCGUCGGCGACAUGCUGGCGGCGCCGGACCUUGCCAUGCCGGUGUCGGUUUUGGUGGUGCAACACCAGAAUGUGAAGGGGAUUUGAAGUUUAGAUUAGGGUAGGUUUGGUGUAUAGAAAUUGAGAGAGAGAAAUAAAAUUUUUUUGGCUUUAUUUGUUUCA